AUGGGAUUUGUCUCCACUGUAAAUGUCGAGCCUACUGUUUGGAUGUAUGAUCCUGGAAUCAGCACAAGUUAUUUAGCUACAGUAAUAAAGGGAGACAGGGGGAAUGGUUUUAUGGAAAAAGGUGCCUUGUUUCGCAGCUGGCCCGAUAAGGACAGUGAGGAAGCCAAAACGACAACUUAUCAGACUAGGCAGCUGAGAUCAAAGAAGUUAAAUACAACCUACCACAGCUGCGCUCGGGAUUUUGAUAUAAAAGGGCAGGUUGUUUUGAACUUGAACCUGAAAAUUUGUGUUAAACAUCAGAAACUAUAUAAAUGGGUUGUUAUGGUGUCAGCGUUGAAAGGACGAACUAUAACAGGGAUAGUCAUUGUGUUGCAACUGAAGUUUGGUUGGUUUAAUGAAAGUUCCUUGCACUUUGGGAAUUUAUCCUCGUCAAAAGGGUUGCUGUUAAUCAAAGUAAGGUUUCCUCAUGUUGGUUUUCUUGAGCUUAAGGUUGCAGAAUGUCACGGGUUGCAAGAAGAGAAAUCAGGUUUCAAACAUUAUACUGAUGAUAAUUCCGGAAACCAUUUUUGUGUCAAGAAUGAUGAAGUGGAGAGUGAAGAUAAUCAAGCUCAACAAGCAUUAACAAUCAAGUCAGCCAUUUAUAUUUACUUCUAA
Messenger RNA from Oldenlandia corymbosa var. corymbosa, 654 nucleotides. The record is from the annotation of a GenBank genome assembly. Lineage: Eukaryota; Viridiplantae; Streptophyta; Magnoliopsida; Gentianales; Rubiaceae.